UAAUUAAUUAUGGAUCGUUUAAGAUGUUUGUCCUUGGUCAAGUGACAGAUUGAUUGUGUUAGGUUAAGUUUUAUGUUUCGAGAAAAUUAAUACUGAUUUAUCAUUUCGCAAGUCAUGUCGUGUUAUUAAACGAAACCUCCAGCAUGUCUUCGACAAAAAUAGAGUUCGCCGUGCAAAUGACAUGCGGCUCUUGUGUAGCUGCAGUGAAAAAAUCUUUGGAGAAUGUGCCCGGUAUAAAUGAUGUUGUCGUCGACUUGGAAAAGAAUUCGGUGAUUGUGGACAGCAGUUUAUCCACCUUGGAGGUACAGAAGAAAUUAGAGGAGAGCGGUAGAAAAGUUGCGGUCAGAGGAUUUGGGGGCAGUGUGGCUGGUGUAUCAAUUUUGGAAAGUGGCGAGAAAGAUGCUAAAGGAGUGGUGAGAUUUAUACAGGCAACUGAACGUGCCUAUAUAAUUGAUGGUACUGUGGAUGGAUUAUUACCAGGUGGUUAUGAAGUUUCAAUACAUGAAUGUGGAGAUAUUUCACAAGGUUGCCAAAGUGUGGGUGAUGUAUAUUCUCCAAAUAAUGUUGACCAUCCAGACUAUGGUAAAAUAGGAACUGUAACUGCAGGUCAGGAUGGUAGAGCAACUUUCCGAUUAGAAAACAAUGUUAUUAAGCUGAGUGACAUAAUUGGAAGGUCAUUUGUGAUAUCUCAAGUAUCAAAAGAACCAAAAAGAGUAGCUUGUGGAGUUGUUGCCAGAUCAUCAGGGCUUUUUGAAAAUCCAAAGACAAUUUGUGCAUGUGAUGGGGUAACUAUAUGGAGUGAGAAAAUUCCUCCAAAGUCAACAUUGUAAUCUGUAGAAGGCAUAUAUUAUAUUAUGUUGCAUUAUUCAAAAACUUAUUCAAACAGGGAAUUAUAUUAUACACAUAAAUUAUAAAUAAAAUAAAUUUAUUUUAAUUAUAA
Messenger RNA from Aethina tumida (small hive beetle), 940 nucleotides. RefSeq names its product copper chaperone for superoxide dismutase (gene Ccs). The transcript has 2 exons. Gene Ontology annotation, biological process: removal of superoxide radicals. Gene Ontology annotation, molecular function: copper ion binding. Lineage: Eukaryota; Metazoa; Arthropoda; Insecta; Coleoptera; Nitidulidae. The coding region runs from base 144 to 830 and encodes 228 amino acids. The record is from RefSeq and is a predicted model, not a curated record.